Messenger RNA from Pocillopora meandrina, 358 nucleotides. The record is from the annotation of a GenBank genome assembly. NCBI's taxonomy places the organism in Eukaryota, Metazoa, Cnidaria, Anthozoa, Scleractinia, Pocilloporidae.
AUCGAGCUCAAAUCAGAGGAUCGUGGUGACCCUAGUAAAGUGGAGGCGAUCUUGGAGACCGGUUUAAAUAUCGAGUUCUUGAAGUGUGGUGUAACCAUCAUUGACUCCCCUGGAAGAAAUGAAAAUAAAGCGCUGGACAACUUGGUAAAAAAGCAGCUGGAAAAUCCCCAGGCGUUUGUUAUUUACGUGGUGGAUGGACAUGAUCUCUUUACUGAGCAGGUAAGGUUUUUGUUGUUAACACGAUCGCUUCCUCGAUUGGUUACAAUUAGUAUUUCUGGGCUGCAUUAAGAUCGAAACUAUAUUAAGUGCCAUGUUUUGUGAGUCACUUGGACUGUGUCCUUUAAAUAUUGAGUCAUGA